Messenger RNA from Penicillium lagena, 321 nucleotides. RefSeq lists its product as uncharacterized. The record is from RefSeq and is a predicted model, not a curated record. NCBI's taxonomy places the organism in Eukaryota, Fungi, Ascomycota, Eurotiomycetes, Eurotiales, Aspergillaceae. Bases 1 to 321 code for a protein of 106 amino acids. The transcript has a single exon.
AUGACGUUCCCAUGGCUGUAUCAGCUACGGAUAAUUAUACAUCAAUAUCUCGAACUCCUCAAGGAUGUGAGCAUCACGGUCCUCCUGGACGCUGCAUGCGCGCUGGAUGACGGUGUAGCCCCAAGACUCAGACGCAUAAGCUCGGUCUACCCCGUGUCCUGCCCCGUCGCGGUCUUAGCAGGAGCAGAUCGGCUCUUCAACCUUCCUGUUGAGUGGUUCCCGUCCACAUGCAGCUGCGCUACGGGCGUGAUAUGGCCCCGUUUAGACCCACUGUGGAUGUUUAUCACGGUUCCACCACUCAAGCCAAAGGAGUCGGCAUGA